AAAGUAGUUAGCAAGCGGACAAAUUCGGCAUUCGUUGCUAGCCAGUCGAACUGUUUUGUUAUGGUCAAGUGAAGUGAAUAAAAAUCGAAGAAAAUGGAAAAAGGCCGAAAGUAGUGGCAGGACAUUUGCGACCGGAUGCAAGCGUGCGUGACAAUUAAAAAUUAAAGCCGAGUGAAUAAGCCGGAGGCAGUUAGUUAGAUAAUUGCAGUUGGAGCCGGGAGGCAGUCCAGUAUGUUCUUUCGGCGCGUUUUGGAACGAAAGGAUAGCGCCAGUAAUGCGCCGCUCCCUAUGACGACCACGGAUAGUCCGCAAUUGCACUACAACAGCGAGGAUAGCGAGAGUGUCACUUACGUGAAUGGUGCCGUCGACAGUGAAGUCAAGGACAGCAAUAACAACCAGUCGGUGGUCGGUGUGGGUGGUGCACCGCCCGCUGCUAUGAAAAUUCUGCGCCGGGAGGCCCCAAUCGGUGCAGUGCAGCUGACGCCGUUGUGGGAGCACAUUCUCCGCACUCGUCGCCUUCCGGAAUCCAUUUUCCCUAGCGCCAUGUUCGCCGAGUUCCAUGAGCGCCUGCAGGAUCCGGAGUGGCAGGUUCGGCAGCACGCCCUUCGAGUCCUGGUCGAUGUCCUUGUGGUGAUGCAAGACGAGGCCGAUGGCCACAUGGAGCGGGAGCAGCUCAUUGGUUUGCUGGUGGAGAACCUAGGCCAUCAGGCGCCAACUGUUCGUAAAGGGGCCCUCGAUUGCCUGCGGGUCUAUCUAGCAGAAACAGCUAUUCCGGAGACUGUCAUGUUGGGAAUCCUUGACGCCGGCCUGACGAAGCAAGCUCCUGCGGAAGUGGAGCACAUGGGUCGUCUUAGCUGCGGGGUUCUCCUAUCCCUGCCGGCCCUGCUACAAUCUACUAUGCACACUCCCCAGAGACACCGCAUCGCACUGAGCACUCUGGAGCGAGUGGCUCAGCACAUGGAUCAACUGCCCCAACAGGAAAUCACUUUGAAGGUCUUAACCAAGAUCAGAGAGCUCUUGGGGGUGCACGAGUUCGAAGGCAUUCUUAGUAAUGUUGGUCGCGGCGACGCACUGACCAAUUAUUAUCAACUUUGUCAGGUUUACGGCGUUUCUGGAAAGCCGAAAAGAGGCGGCGAGGUAAAAGCGGGAGCAUGGCGUGCAUUACCGCGCGAACAAGGUUGGAGAAACAGCACCGCCCUGCAGGGCCUGGACACUUCGCUCCACAUGCAGCCAAACUGUCCGGACAAGGGAAAGGUAAUCAUGGAAACGGAGAUCAAGAUCAACGAUGACACAGUGACCAUGCGCAUUCUGGAGGCGGAUACCGAGACCGAAGAAUCCGACAGCCCAGCCAGAAAUUGCUCAAAGGACGAGGAGUCGACGGACCUGGUUUGUCAUCCCCUUUUGUCCAGCGCCAACAGCCACCAAGCGCUCGUUGGAGCCGGUAUUGUCCAGGUUAUAAGCGAUUCAGAAUUGGACGAGCCGCACGCUAUAAAGCCCGUCAGUGUUUCCGAGCCAAGUACUCCCUCUCGGGGGCUAAAGCGAGUCACCUUCGGGGGGGAGAUCGUUAAGAUGCGAACUCCCGAUAGCGACGCAGCCUCCUCGACGAACAAUUCCCGAAGCCCUGGUCAGGCCAAUCAGAGUGUAACUAUUCUGUCGUUGGGCGAAACACCGAGCCCUCCAUUGGAGGAGCUGCAACCUCCAAGACCCGCUGGUGACAAAAGAACUACGGCCCUAGUGGUGGAGAUUCCUUCGGACAAUACCAAGCCCUUGCCUCCAGCACGACCCUUCAGCUCACAGUCGCCACGGCAUCAGAGCCACACGCCCAGCGAUCCUUCCCCGAGCAGUCCCCGCAAACGGCAGGAGGCCGACGGAAGGUUGUCGCCAUCACCCCGAUCUCCAGGAUUCCGCAGCCGCAGCACCAGUCCAACUGGAAGCAACAACAUUAGCCCCAAAGUGCCGCACAAGCAAAUCGAGGUUCUACACAAUUUGCAGCGCGAUCCGUCUCCACGGUCUCAGCGACGUUUGGAGGACUUCGGCGGGGAUGGGGAUGGGGAUAGGGAAGCCCACCCUGUGGCAGGAAAUCCCUCUGACUCACCGACUCAGCCGCGGAGAACUAGAACCGCCUCUAUUAUAUCUGCAGAGUCACCAGCCACCCCAAAGUCGUGGGAGGAUCUGGACAUUGUCAACUUUAAGACGCUGAUGGAUCUGCGAUCUGGGGAUUGGCGCAAUCGCCUAAUGGGCAUCGCCCAACUGGAGCUCGCCCUGAGCUCGUCGAGCAACUUGGCCAUCACACUACCGUAUCUGGAUAGUCUGCUCCGAACCCUCCUCUCGUCCGAACGCCACUUCGAGGUGUCCGAGUUGAAGCGGGAGUUGCUAGUUAACCUGAUCUCACGACUGCCCCUGGACAACUUGGAGGAGCGCACACCGCAGAUAUUGACGGGACUGUGUCGCCAGGGCAAUGCUGGAGCGAACAGAGUCUGCAAGGCCCUGAUGCAGCGCCUCCCCGCUGGCACCAUUGUAGCAAAGCUGACAUCGCCAGAAUUCCUGCACGCAAAGAGUUCAAAGUUCCGGGACCAUGCGCUUCAGGUGUCCAUCUUCGCCCUGAUGACCUUUCCGGGCACUUGCUUCGACAUCAGCCUCCUGACGGCUCAGACCGUAUACUCUUUGCUCAAUCGCAAGCGACGCGUGCGACAGGCGGCCCUGGAGGUGCUGGCAGUCCUUGCCGAUAUCUCAUCCAUAAACGAGGUCCUAGCUAUUGUCUCGGAGACGACCGCCGGCGUGGAGCUCGGACCCCAAGUGUUGGAGGCGGCCAGUGUGCGCCUCUCGCGCCUGCAGCUGCCCAUUGUCACGCCCGACAGUGGCGUGCUCUUUGUUUUUAACCAGACUGAUCAACCUGGAUCCAGGCGUUCUGGAGCAGAUGUGGAUUGGAUCUAUCAGGGGGAGGGCUCCGCCUCGCCAAAUACCAUCAAAAGGCGACGCAUGCGGGCUGCAACCAGUCAGCGCGACGUAUUGGAGAGCACGGAGGCAAAAAACAAGAAGGAUGGGUUCCACAGUUUCAGUCAGGUUAACGAGGGCCUGCACCGCCAUUCCUUCCACUCUCCCCCAGAAACUUUGGACAUGACUAGCCCCACAAAUGACUUUUCGCAAAGAUUAAGUUUUGGCGCUAAGACUAAUAAUGGAACUCAUUCCUUUAUGGACCGUCGCUUGGUGGCCAAGGCGUGCUCUGACACUUCCAUGGAUGGGCGAAGUACUGACAGCACGACCACCACCUGCAGCAGUGGAAGCGCCACAAGCAGCUUCAUACAGCUCACCUCCCGCACCGGUGGUCAGUUCUCCGGAGCCAACUCAAGAUUUCCCGCCAUGAACCAGCAUACAGACUUCGUGAACAAUUUUAUGCGGAGCAUGCAGCGCAGCACCAAAUCCUACUCCGUGGAGGGACCGUCAUACCCCAAGGUCAGUUACUCGAUCCCGAAGUCCCAGCAGAUGCCUCGCGGAAAACUCCAGCAGCAGCACUCUUUCACAAAGGUGCGAUGCAAUGCAGCUCCGUGUCAAGGCUUUGAAAAUGGCAGAUUGAACGAGUCCCCGGGGAGACACCAGAGCGGCAUUUCCGCAGACCACCUGGACUCCGAGUGCGCCGACGCCGCAAAAUCAGUGGAAACACCGAGGGCAGUUCAGCCCUUGGAAACGGCGGUCAAAGACAUGACAGACGGCUCUCCCCUCUCCGUAAGGUCCACCAGCUAUUCGCAAAAGUCGACAGCCUCGGCGAAGUCGAGUGGCAGCCAAAGCGAGAUGGGCAAGCGGUCAUCCUCAUCUACUGGGGACGGGAACGAGUCCAAGAUGGAAUUUCUGAACCGUCAGCAGGAUCCUGUCGAAGCCUUCGGGGAGUUGGUGGUGGACGACAUUGAGGACCAGACGGAACCUCCUGCCCAUGAGGAGUCGCUUAAGCUGACCGGAAGCGUAAACAGCCUUCACAGCAAAACGGAGAGCAUUAAAACUCAGUUGGAGGACACUACACCGCAACUCUCGCGAGCUCAGUCAGUGAAAUCAUUGCCCAUUGAGGAGGACAUUGAGGGCAGCAACAGUUUCGUGGUAGUCGAAGAAGUACAGCACGAGCUAGAGUCAUCGCCCCCGGAGACAACGCCUGUAAAGGAAUUGCAGGAGCAGCUAGUAGCACCAGCAGAUGUUACAAAGCUGGAUGUUGCAAACCAUACCUUUGGCCCAAAGUUGGUUCCAAUGCACGAAGAAAGAGUGAUCCAUUCACGCAGCAUUUCCUUGGACUCGAUUUAUGGAGCACGACCCGGCUCUAAGCAGGGAUCUCUGGACACCAGCACAAGCACCACUGACAACACCUCGCAGUCUGGUUCUCAUUUGGGAAACAUAAGUAUUCCCGGGAAGGUACAACACACCCCGCUCAAGCAGAAGGCGAAGACUUCGUACUUCCUGCGUGCUCAGCGACGGGUCUCGCCCGUAAAGCAGGCUAUCAAGAUGUCCCAGGCGGAGCUCUUCCCGCAGAAUAUGGCGCGCUUUGAUAAGCCCCGCGAGGCUUUGCUAAAGACGUUUGACCAGCUGGACUCCAGCAACUGGGAGAUGAACAUGACCGGCUUGAAAAGCAUGGUGCGUCUGAUCCGCUACCAUACCGACACUCUGGACAAUCAGAUGCACAUGACCUGCAUCCAGCUCACCCGCUCAGUCCGGAAUCUGCGCUCCCAAGUGGCUCGAGCUUCCUGCCAAGCAGCUGCAGAGUUGUUCUCCCUGAAGUCCACCAGUCUGCAGCUUGAGUGCGAUGAUUUGGUGUGUGCUCUUCUGCACCGCACCGCCGACACGAACCGUUUUAUCCGCGCCGACGCCACUCGUGCCCUAGAGUCGAUGGUGGAUCACUUACAGCCGCAGAAGGUACUGAACAUCCUGGCGGCGAAGGGAGCACAACACCAGAACGCCCUGGUGCGCACCACAUCAGCAAAGCUGCUCUUCAGACUUGUAGAGCGACUGGGCAGCGACCGCAUCUACGCCAUGGGCCGCGAGAGCCGCGACAAGUUCUUUGUGGUGGGGGCCAAUCUGCUGCUAGAGGGCAGUUUAGAGACCCGCAGCUACGCCAAGUCCUUGUUCCGGGCCCUCUCCGAGCACCACAAUUACCAGCGACUGCUCCUGGAGGUGAUACCGCCGCGCACCUACAGGAACGUGGAGAAGACCCUGAGGAGCAUCACGCGUUGAUUUCCGUAGGUGUCGAUGUCGAUCUGUA
Messenger RNA from Drosophila subpulchrella, 5239 nucleotides. RefSeq names its product TOG array regulator of axonemal microtubules protein 1. The record is from RefSeq and is a predicted model, not a curated record. The coding region runs from base 232 to 5211 and encodes 1659 amino acids. Lineage: Eukaryota; Metazoa; Arthropoda; Insecta; Diptera; Drosophilidae. Gene Ontology annotation, cellular component: microtubule organizing center; cytoplasmic microtubule; mitotic spindle. The transcript is spliced from 9 exons. Gene Ontology annotation, biological process: mitotic spindle assembly. Gene Ontology annotation, molecular function: microtubule binding.